AUGACUGAGUACUUCCAAGACUUGGAAGUUGUUGAGGUAUUUCGUCAACCCGGACAGCAGCAAGACGGAAUCCCACCAGAAUAUGGCCCGACUACUCCACCAAUUUCCAGGAAACGAGGUGGACCUCCUUUUGACUCUCAAAGUCCAAGGGAAGUAAACCUUCCCGAGGACUGGAAAAUGGCCGAGGUUCGUCUGAUACCGAAGCCAGGCAAGCUACCAGCCCUUAAGAACCUACGACCGAUCUACCUCACUUCGUGUGUACGAGAGCUCCUAGAGCACAUCGUGCUCAACCAGCUACAACCAUUCCUGAAGGACUCGGGCAAACUUGCAACAGCAAUGAUAGGAUUCCGUCCACACUUCUCAACUCAAGACAUUCCACUUCAGCUGAAAUAG
Dermacentor albipictus is the source of this 393-nucleotide messenger RNA. The record is from RefSeq and is a predicted model, not a curated record. Lineage: Eukaryota; Metazoa; Arthropoda; Arachnida; Ixodida; Ixodidae.